This is a messenger RNA of Hippopotamus amphibius kiboko, 5265 nucleotides long. It is a transcript of the gene HERC4, whose product is annotated as HECT and RLD domain containing E3 ubiquitin protein ligase 4. The transcript is spliced from 26 exons. Gene Ontology annotation, molecular function: ubiquitin protein ligase activity. Lineage: Eukaryota; Metazoa; Chordata; Mammalia; Artiodactyla; Hippopotamidae. The record is from RefSeq and is a predicted model, not a curated record. Gene Ontology annotation, biological process: ubiquitin-dependent protein catabolic process; protein ubiquitination. Gene Ontology annotation, cellular component: cytoplasm. Bases 355 to 3618 code for a protein of 1087 amino acids.
CUCCCGCUCCAUCCGGGUCGCUGACGGCUGGCGCUGGACUGGACAGCAGUGGCGGCUGCUCUUCUCUGAGGAACCCGGUAAAGUUUCACAGGAGCCGAGGAGGGGAGCAGCGGAGCAGCUUCACCGACGCCGGAGGAGCUCUGGUGUUCGCCGCCGCUGGCUGAAGGAGGAGGGUCCGGGAGCUGGAGACCUGCCUCAGCUGCCGCGCUGCCUCGCUCUUGGGGGAGGCGCCCCCCCACCAGCCGCCCUGGGCUUCCUGUGCCUUGAGGGGCCGGACAUAGGGAUACCUCCAACUUGCCAGUGUUUCAGAAGGGAGUUUUUUAUUGAAACUGGAAGACCAAAAGAAUUACAAACAUGUUGUGCUGGGGAAAUGCAUCUUUUGGACAGCUAGGUUUGGGUGGAAUUGAUGAAGAAAUUGUACUAGAGCCCAGAAAAAGUGACUUUUUUAUAAAUAAAAAGGUUCGAGAUGUAGGAUGUGGACUCAGACAUACUGUAUUUGUUCUGGAUGAUGGAACAGUGUACACAUGUGGAUGUAAUGAUCUAGGGCAGCUAGGUCAUGAAAAAUCCAGAAAGAAACCAGAGCAGGUUGUUGCCCUGGAUGCCCAAAAUAUCGUAGCUGUUUCAUGUGGAGAAGCCCAUACAUUAGCACUAAAUGACAAGGGCCAGGUGUAUGCUUGGGGUCUCGAUUCUGAUGGACAACUUGGCCUGCUAGGAUCAGAGGAAUGUAUCAGAGUACCCAGCUGCCUCCCGAAAAUCAUGGGUAUCGACACUCUGGUCAGAACUUGCUCCGGACUCUCAUAUGGCAGAAUCAGGUCAGGUGGCAGUAUCAGAAAUAUUAAAAGUUUGUCGGAUAUCCAGAUAGUACAGGUUGCAUGCGGUUACUAUCAUUCACUUGCACUUUCUAAAGCAAGUGAAGUCUUCUGUUGGGGACAGAAUAAAUAUGGCCAAUUGGGUUUAGGCAUUGACUGUAAAAAACAAGCUUCACCACAGCUGAUUAAGUCUUUACUUGGAAUCCCUUUCAUGCAAGUUGCAGCAGGAGGAGCCCAUAGUUUUGUACUCACCCUUUCUGGAGCUAUCUUUGGAUGGGGACGCAACAAAUUUGGUCAACUAGGUCUUAAUGAUGAAAAUGAUAGGUAUGUUCCUAAUUUACUUAAGUCACUAAGAACUCAGAAAAUAGUUUAUAUUUGUUGUGGAGAAGAUCAUACUGCUGCACUAACCAAGGAAGGUGGAGUGUUUACUUUUGGAGCUGGAGGGUAUGGUCAGUUGGGUCAUAACUCUACCAGUCAUGAAAUAAACCCAAGGAAAGUUUUUGAACUUAUGGGAAGCAUUGUCACUCAGAUUGCUUGUGGAAGGCAGCACACGUCUGCUUUUGUUCCUUCAUCAGGACGAAUUUAUUCUUUUGGACUUGGUGGUAAUGGACAGCUUGGAACUGGUUCAACAAGCAACAGAAAAAGUCCUUUCACUGUGAAAGGAAAUUGGUUCCCUUAUAAUGGGCAAUGUCCACCAGAUUUUGAUUCUGAAGAAUAUUUCUGUGUAAAAAGAAUUUUCUCAGGUGGAGAUCAAAGCUUUUCACAUUACUCUAAUCCCCAGAACUGUGGGCCACCAGAUGACUUUAGAUAUCCUGAUCCUUCAAAGCAGAUCUGGACUGUGAAUGAAGCUCUAAUUCAAAAAUGGCUGAGCUACCCCUCUGGAAGAUUUCCUGUGGAGAUAGCCAAUGAAAUAGAUGGAACAUUUUCUUCAUCUGGUUGUCUAAAUGGAAGUUUUUUAGCUGUUAGCAAUGAUGAUCAUUAUAGAACAGGCACCAGAUUUUCAGGGGUUGAUAUGAAUGCUGCUAGGCUUUUAUUCCACAAACUUAUACAACCUGAUCAUCCUCAGAUAUCUCAGCAGGUGGCAGCUAGCUUGGAAAAGAAUCUUAUUCCUAAACUGACUAGCUCCUUACCUGAUGUUGAAGCGCUGAGAUUUUAUCUUACUCUACCAGAAUGUCCCCUGAUGAGUGAUUCCAACAAUUUCACCACAAUAGCAAUUCCCUUUGGUACAGCUCUUGUGAACCUAGAAAAGGCACCACUGAAAGUACUUGAAAACUGGUGGUCAGUACUUGAACCUCCACUAUUCCUCAAGAUUGUAGAACUUUUUAAGGAGGUUGUGGUACAUCUUUUGAAACUCUACAAGAUCGGCAUUCCCCCUUCUGAAAGAAGAAUUUUCAACAGUUUUCUUCAUACCGCAUUAAAGGUUUUAGAAAUAUUGCAUAGGGUAAAUGAGAAAACUGGACAGAUUAUACAAUAUGAUAAAUUUUAUAUACACGAAGUACAGGAAUUGAUAGAUAUACGGAAUGAUUAUAUCAACUGGGUCCAACAGCAGGCCUACGGAAUGGAUGUCAACCAUGGAUUAACUGAGUUGGCAGAUAUUCCUGUUACAAUCUGCACAUAUCCAUUUGUAUUUGAUGCCCAAGCAAAAACUACUCUGUUACAAACAGAUGCAGUCUUACAGAUGCAGAUGGCUAUUGACCAGGCCCACAGACAGAAUGUCUCCUCUCUUUUUCUCCCAGUGAUUGAGUCUGUGAAUCCUUGUUUAAUUCUAGUGGUACGUAGAGAAAAUAUUGUAGGAGAUGCAAUGGAAGUCCUUAGGAAAACAAAGAAUAUAGACUACAAAAAGCCACUCAGGGUUAUAUUUGUUGGAGAAGAUGCUGUUGAUGCAGGAGGUGUACGCAAAGAAUUUUUCUUGCUCAUCAUGAGGGAAUUAUUGGAUCCUAAAUAUGGCAUGUUUAGGUAUUAUGAAGAUUCCAGGCUCAUUUGGUUUUCUGAUAAGACAUUUGAAGACAGUGAUUUGUUCCACUUGAUUGGUGUUAUCUGUGGAUUAGCAAUUUAUAAUUUUACUAUUGUGGACCUCCAUUUUCCUUUGGCUUUAUAUAAGAAACUGCUAAAAAAGAAGCCAUCCCUGGAUGAUUUGAAAGAACUAGUGCCUGAUGUUGGGAGAAGCAUGCAACAAUUGCUGGAUUAUCCAGAAGAUGAUGUUGAGGAAACAUUUUGUCUUAAUUUUACGAUCACAGUUGAAAACUUUGGUGCAACAGAAGUGAAAGAACUGGUUCUAAAUGGUGCAGACACAGCUGUUAACAAACAAAAUCGGCAGGAGUUUGUUGAUGCUUAUGUGGAUUACAUAUUCAAUAAAUCAGUGGCUUCCUUAUUUGAUGCUUUUCAUGCGGGCUUUCAUAAGGUCUGUGGAGGCAAAGUGCUUCAGCUCUUCCAGCCUAAUGAACUACAAGCAAUGGUUAUUGGAAAUACAAAUUAUGAUUGGAAGGAACUGGAAAAGAAUACAGAAUACAAAGGAGAAUAUUGGGCAGAACAUCCUACAAUAAAAAUGUUUUGGGAAGUAUUUCACGAAUUACCAUUGGAAAAGAAGAAACAAUUUUUGUUAUUUUUGACAGGUAGUGAUCGCAUUCCUAUUCUUGGUAUGAAGAGUCUAAUACUAGUCAUCCAGUCAACAGGAGGUGGUGAGGAAUAUCUCCCAGUUUCCCAUACCUGUUUUAAUCUCCUGGAUCUUCCAAAAUAUACAGACAAAGAAACUCUACGCUCUAAACUGAUCCAAGCUAUUGAUCACAAUGAAGGCUUCAGUUUAAUAUAACUUUGGAGUUAUAACUGUUCAGUUUACUGCAAAAGCAUUAAACUAAUUAUUUGUGUUUUUCUCGUGGUGAUGAACUCAGCAAGGUGACAGAGGUACUAUUAUAAUUCUUGCAAAAUGUUCAAUGCGAUGAGUAUUCAUGAAAGCCAAAAAAUAUUAAAGGAAAUGAACAAACUGUGUUAAUAUUAAACUUACUGUAUAGAACCAUGGAUUUUUUUUUCUUUUGCCAUCUUCCAAUAAACAUAAGUAUUGUGAAUACAUUGAAGUUUUACUAACAUGAAUUUUAAGAGUUUGCAUAUUUCACAAGUGAUCUGGUGUGUGAGUGCAUGAAAUGUUGCUUAAUUUUUCUUCAAUCACGGGUGAAAAACCUUUAACUUUGGCCUGCAAUAGUCAUUUGAUUAUUUUUUCAUUUUGUAAAUAAUGUUAAGUUUUGUAAUAAAAUAGUUAUGUUCUGAUACCAGUACAGUUUCUAUGGUUGUAAUUGAACUGAGCUGACUUUUAAUGGUUAAAAAUUAUGAUUUAAAUCUUAUUUUGAGAAUCUAUGAAAGCAGAAGAUUAGUAUGGUUAAAGUACGGUCUUUGCUUUUUUGCUAGAAAUAUCCUUGUGCAAAUCUAAAUUACAAGGAGGAGUUAUCUAAAUAACUUAUAGUUCUUUCCUUUUGUGAAUUUUGAGAUACUAUUGAUAAAUGGGAGGUUAUCAGAAAGCUUAAUAUUUAGUAAUGGAAGAACUGUGUCCUACAGUUGCCAGGAAUACAAUCAUUGACUACUAUGAGAACCAAUCACUGGGUUAUAGCUUUAAAAACUACUGAUGCUGCACGUUGCUAUUUAAACAGAAUUCUCAGUGCUUUAGAACUAUUUACUUGAAUUUUAAGAAAAAAAUUUUAACAGUUUUAUGGUGCUGAUGCUUACUUAUCUCCUGUCAUUAAAUUAACAGUGAGUGAUGCAACACAUGUGACUUUCUGCUAUAUGAAAAUAUUUAUUUUUACAUUUAUUUUUAAAAUGACAUGAAAACUUUAAAUAAUAAAGAUUUGUUAGUUUAAUAUUUAAACUUUCAUUGGUUCUCAUAUAAGGUUCAAAAAGAAUAAUUAAUGUCUCAGGGAAGGUCUCUUAAAUUUUGGAUUGAUAGUUCCCAUUCCCAUACAAAUUUGUCUAUUUAUUAUAGGUAUCCAAGUCUCUUAUCUGUAAUUCUAAAAUCCAAAACAAUUCUGAAAAAAAGAAACUGUACAUAAUUUGGCAGCAAAAUCUGAUCUGAAUUGUUGAGGUUAUUUAUGAUAUUAAAUGGGACUAUUUGUACAUUGUACAGUGACAGUGUUAAUGUGUUUGAUUACUUUCUGUGUUUGAUCUAGGUGCUGCCUCAGACCUCCAUGGAGUGCUACAUUAUGUGUGCUUUAAACAUUCGUAAUUCCAAAAGGCAAAGAGUUUCAGAGAAGGGAUUGUGGACCUGUACUUUUCCGUAGUUUAACUUAACAAACUUUGGUAGACCAUAAAUGUCUUUUUAUAGAUAGAAGCCUUAAUAAUUUUUCUCAAAAUACGUUUUUCCCAAUGAAAAUUCCUCCAUGUAGCUGAUAUUAUACUGUCUCCCUGCACAUCCAUUCCUUGGGGAUAUUGAUUGUUCACAUCGAAAACAGAUGUUUGUCAGAUGCUUUUUUUU